Synchiropus splendidus (mandarinfish) is the source of this 1135-nucleotide messenger RNA. RefSeq names its product BCL2 associated athanogene 1 (gene bag1). Gene Ontology annotation, biological process: protein stabilization. NCBI's taxonomy places the organism in Eukaryota, Metazoa, Chordata, Actinopteri, Syngnathiformes, Callionymidae. Gene Ontology annotation, molecular function: adenyl-nucleotide exchange factor activity; protein-folding chaperone binding. Gene Ontology annotation, cellular component: cytoplasm; nucleus; membrane. The record is from RefSeq and is a predicted model, not a curated record. The coding region runs from base 82 to 705 and encodes 207 amino acids. The transcript is spliced from 7 exons.
CACGUAGUUGGACGAAGAAGAAGAAGCUGUUGCUCCUGAAUUAGCACUCAACAACAGUUAGCUUUGUGAUUGACGGACAAGAUGUCAGAGCAAGCGUUAACAGUGACAGUUGCAUACGGUUCCACGAAACACAGCAUCACAGUCACCAGCCAAGAUGGCGCUAGCGGACCACGAGUGCGAGACCUCUGUGAUGUUCUCGCACAGGUCACUGGAGUUCCACAGGGCUCACAGAAGAUCAUCUUCAAAGGAAAAUCGCUGAAGGAGCCAGAGGAGAGUCUGUGCAGCCAUGGAAUCAAAGACGGGUCCAAGCUGAUGAUGAUCGGGAAGCGGAAUAGUCCGGAAGAAGAAGUGGAACUGAAGAGGUUGAAAGACAUCGAGAAAACUGUGGAGCAGACGGCGAAGAAGCUGGAGAAGAUGGACGACGAGCUGACGGGACUCAGGAAUGGUUUCCUGGCCAAAGACCUGCAGGCGGAGGCUCUGGGGAAACUGGACCACCGAGUCAAAGUGACGGCGGAGCAGUUCAUGAAGCUCCUGGAGCAGAUCGAUGCCAUGAGCAUCCCUGAAGUCUUCAGCGACUGCAGGCUGAAGAAGAAGAGGCUAGUGCAGUCGGUGCAGGCUUUCCUGGCGCAGUGUGACAGGAUAGAGGCCAGUAUCUCAGACCAUCUCACCAAGAUCCAGACCAAGAAUCUGGCCCUGGCAGAGUGAAGCCACACGGACUCUCUGAGCGGAGGAGAGUGUGUCCACGUCCUCAGCUUCCACAAAGGGAGCCUCAUCCAACAGCUUCAUUGAAACAGAACAGACUGAUGUAUUUAUGGUGAAGCUGCUGCAGGAAGUCACGCGGCUCCUCUUUCUAAAGUACUGCUGUGUGACGAGUGAAGGAGUCGGAUGGAGCGGAUUAAUGUGAUUAUUUGAUUUCAAACCGCCGUUCUUAAACAAAGAAAUGACAAGCGAACUGCACUCAGGAUGAAUUUGACUCGAAGGCGGAGCUGGAAGCCCUAGAACAAGUCAUAUCGGUUACAGCUAGCCGCCACUUUGGGAGGCAGAAACGAGUCACAGCCAGGGAGUCUCUGUUGAGUUGUAACAUUUUAUUGUAAUGAAUAAAUACCUCGGCAACACAACCAUGAUCAGAGUGAUU